CAAAGUAAAACCCCUCCUCCUCCAGCUCAAAACCCAACAACGGUCACUCUUCCCCAUCGACCAACCAACCAGCCACACUUUCCUAGACCUUCCAUUGCCACUUCUUCUUCCCAAAACGCCAAAAAGGACCCGCACAGCAACGCUCAAAUCACCACGCGCACGCGCGCCAUUUCCCGUCUCGAUCGUCGGGUGCGGAGCUGAACCCGGCCGCCGGCCGAGGAAGGGUGCGGCAACAUCGACACGGUACAACAAGGGCGCGCUCGUUAGAUCUGACACGCGCGGCCGCUGCUGGUGUGCUCGGUGGGAUGGGGAGAGCAGAGGAGGAGAGAGGGGCCGCUGGCGCCGGGAGCGAGGCCUUCACGGACUCGGCCGACGGGAGCAGCUCCAGCUCCGACGCCGCCUCCACCGACGACUACUGGCCCGCCCCCGCCGUCGCGCUCGCGCCCAAGAAGACGCCGGCCUUCUGCGUCCCCGACUCCGAGCUGGCAGCCAAGCAGCAGAGGCGCAGAGCUGCCCCAGAGAUGGAGAUGAUGAAGGAGCGGUUCGCGAAGCUGCUGCUCGGCGAGGACAUGUCAGGGAGCGGCAACGGCGUCUGCACGGCGCUCGCCGUCUCUAACGCCAUCACCAACCUCUGCGCUACGAUCUUCGGCCAGCUGUGGAGGCUGGAGCCGCUCGCGCCGGAGAAGAAGGCCAUGUGGCGGCGGGAGAUGGAGUGGCUGCUCUGCGUCAGCGACCACAUCGUCGAGCUCGUCCCCUCCUGGCAGUCGUUCCCCGACGGAGCCAGGCUCGAGAUCAUGACAAGCAGGCCACGGUCCGAUCUGUACAUCAAUUUGCCAGCACUUCGGAAGCUAGACCAUAUGCUCCUUGAAAUCCUGGACAGCUUCAGAGACCCUGAAUUCUGGUAUGUCGACCAAGGGAUUUGCGCGCCGGACUGCGAUGGCUCCGCCUCGUUUCGAGCAGCUUUCCACCGCCGUGAUGACAAAUGGUGGCUACCGGUGCCUCGUGUGCCACCCGGGGGCCUCCGUGUCAAGACGAGGACGCAAUUGCAGCACAAGCGCGACUGCGCAAGUCAAAUCCUGAAGGCUGCCAUGGCGAUCAACAGCAAUGCUUUAGCCGAGAUGGAUGUCCCUGAAUCGUACCUCGAUACCCUGCCAAAGAAUGGAAGAGCAACUUUGGGCGACGUCAUAUACCGCUACAUAACAUCCGAUCACUUCUCCCCGGAGUGCCUUCUCGACAGCCUGGACCUUUCGACGGAGUACCAAGCACUGGAAAUUGCCAGCCGCGUCGAGGCAUCAGUCUACGUGUGGCGCCGGAGGGUUACUGCAAAACCGGUGAAUAGCUUAGGCCGUACCGUCAGCGCGAGAUCAUCUUGGGGCAUGGUGAAGGACAUGAUGAUAGACACGGAGAAAAGGGAGCUGCUCGCCGAGCGAGCAGAGGGCCUGCUGAUAUGUCUGAAGCAGAGGUUUCCUGCUCUGACGCAGACAAGCCUGGACAUGAGCAAAAUUCAGUACAACAAGGAUGUGGGCAAAUCAAUCCUGGAGAGCUACUCAAGGGUUCUGGAGAGUCUGGCUUCCAACAUUGUUGCGCGCAUUGAUGAUCUGCUUAACAUCGAUGAGCUGAACAGACACUCGGAGCAUUUGUCAACAGGUGAUGCAGAUCUCAAGAUUGCUUGCAGCAAGGCCGUGGUUCCACCCUACCAACAAGUGCCUGCCUCGGGCACACCAUUCGUGACAGCGUACGCCACUCCUAGCUUCUCGCCAGGGCAACUAUCGAGCCCGUCUAAGAAGGACAGGACCUCGCUUGCUGCCGGCAGACGAUCUCACGGCAGCAACAGGCCUGCUGCAGCAAAGAGAGCCUUGACAGAUCAUCUUGGCCCAGAGGUCAAGGGGAUGAUAAUCGUGAACCGUAGUACGAUGAUCGAUGUCUCAACGACUACUGAUCUGUAAAGCUAGGUUUGUAGGCUGCCCGUAAAGUUGCCCAUGACUACUGUACCCUGUGAAUAGCUAUGUCGUGUAUGUGUGUGCUCACGUUCUCACUGUAUUUUGAACUAUUAGUGCUAAGCUAUGUACCGCUUCUUCUUUUUGCGAGAAAAGUGAGAAAAAAAGAAGUAUGUGUGUUGCUGUUUGCACUUUGCAGACCUGGUGAUCAAAUAAAUUACAGCUGAGAGUUCGGUUAGCUUGCUAAA
Messenger RNA from Lolium perenne, 2185 nucleotides. RefSeq names its product rop guanine nucleotide exchange factor 7. NCBI's taxonomy places the organism in Eukaryota, Viridiplantae, Streptophyta, Magnoliopsida, Poales, Poaceae. The record is from RefSeq and is a predicted model, not a curated record. Gene Ontology annotation, molecular function: guanyl-nucleotide exchange factor activity.